GUGUCUGGAUGGUGGACAACUAAGUACAACAGUGUAACCGCCUCCUCAGACGACUUGUAGUAUCAGGAGUUUGUCACUGUUCUGGUACUAAUCUUGUCUCACAGAUAUGAGGCUCUCUCCAUGAGGAAACUACAAACCUUGAAGGGGUCGGCUACCAAGUGAACUGAAAGGAGUCUGUUUUUAUUUACCUCUCAUCUUCCACGCCACAGAAACAUGGUCGCCUGGAUUAUCUUACCCCUCUCCCUCUCCAUGGUGUCCCUCAUUGGAUCAUGGAGUGUAUAUGCCCUGGCCUCCUACAACAACCAUGUGUGCUUCCUCAGUGACUGGACUGUCCAAUCCUACUGCCAGGACAAUCGGACAGCUGGAUGCUGCCUCGUUCCCACCAUAAGCGCCAGUGGAAGCAAUUUUCCUGAAAAUUCCCUUUUUACAGCCACAAUCAACGCCGGAUCGUUCCUGUUCCUGCUGUUCAGUAUAUUCCACCAUGCUCAUAUUAUGGAAAGACAUUCCUGUCAGUCCCUGUUGAGCAAGACCGCGCUGGUUUUUGGUUUGGUGGCAGCCGUGGGCGCGUUCGCAGCUGGAAACUGUAAUCCGGAGUACGUGACACUCCUUCACUACCUGGGAGCUGCCAUCAGCUUCAUGUGCAUCUGCUUCUACACUGUCCUGCUCACAGCCCUGACGGGAAAGUGCGCGCUGACGGGAUAUGAAAAGAUUCUCUUCCCGCUGCGUGUCGCCUCCACUGUGGUUCAAGUCACCGUGACCAUCUGCUACACCAUUUUGUUUGUCCAGUCCGGCUACUUUUACAGCCACCUGGCUGCCGUAUUCGAGUGGAUGCUGAACGUGAACUUGGACCUGUUCGAGCUCAGCUACACGGUGGAGUUUGUUUACUUCUCGUCCUACAUGGUCACAAAUCUGUUGACCAAGCGGGACGAAGAAAAGCCCCUGAUGAUGACGAUGACUUGACAGGAGACUGCCGUGGUCUAGGUGGAGCAGGGAGGGCGGACCGAAUACCAAACAUGUGAAUACAUUGGCUGGACCAUGACUGGAGGACUUAUAGUACUUUCUUUUCCUUCUUUAAAUCUCUCAUCCUUGGAUGGAUUUACAUCCGAUCAUGGGUUAUUGUCACUUUAAUUCCACCUCGUUGAAACUGUUGCCUGAAAUCAUAUACUUUUCUUGGAUGAAGCCAUUCUAUAUUUAUUGAACCUGAAGCACCUCGUGCAGCGAAUGAACAAAAAACGUAUCGGUGUGGGAUGUCAUAUCGAUGCUCUCCCGACAGAACAAUUAACCUGAGGUGUCAAACUUUUAUGGAUCAUUAAUUAGGAUCCGUUUUUCUGUGAAAUAAACUUCCUGGAUUGUGGCUGAUGAUUAUCAACAAAGUUUUUUUUAUAUCAAAAACAAAAAUAACACAAAAAAAGUUAGCUUUAAUAAAUUUACUUACUUAUAUUCUAACGGUGGCACUUAAAAUCACUUUACACACUGACAAGUCCUGUCAUUGUGCUGACACACACACACACACGACCUAAAGCUCCUUGUGAAGGAAGACCUUAGGCAGUUUAACAGUUCACUCGUUACUUAUUGUGCCACAAGAUCCUGUUUGACAGGAGGAUCAGCACACAACAGAAAAUAAUUCAUUCAGACACCAUUACCUCAACUGUUACAAAGGCAUAAACAUGUAGUGCAGUGUUAGCUUUGUACGGUACAGUGGGUUUUGUCAGCUUCUUUGACUUUACACAACUUUGAAACUGUUUUGUUUAAUUCAUUGUUUUUGUGUAUCGGGGGACACGUGACAGUGUAGUGAUUUGUGGAUCUAAUUCACUUUCAUAAAGCGCCUUUAAGACACUGAAA
Molecule: messenger RNA, 1842 nt
Organism: Mugil cephalus (flathead mullet)
Lineage: Eukaryota; Metazoa; Chordata; Actinopteri; Mugiliformes; Mugilidae
Exons: 7
Coding region: 214-960 (248 amino acids)
Biological process (GO): protein localization to plasma membrane
Source: RefSeq, a predicted model, not a curated record